GGAAGCACGCAGGCGCUCUUGAACGCUGCCUGCUCCUCAUUGUGCAGCCGAAGGAAACAUCGGAAGGUUUCGACUAGACGACGUCGGUAUGAAAUGGCAGAAAGUGCUUGUGUCACGGAAGCUUUGAGAAUCGUUUACCUUCUAAUCACACAUGUAUUUCGCGUGGAUCCCGGUGUGCUAGCGUGAGUUGAAACGUGGAUUUAGUUCCUUCCGACACGUCCAGUCAGGUUCCACAGCGAAAGGAAGGCGCACGGGCGGCUGCUGCUGUGGGUCGGACUCUGUUGGAAUUAACCAGAGGAGAGGGGUGUGGUGAGGAGCGCUCCACUUGGAUGCCCUGUCUCGGCGUAGAUCUCAGGUGCCACCAUGAACCGGAACAAGCGCGAGAAGGAGUACUACAGUAUAGACGUGGGCGAUUCCACUUUCACUGUUUUAAAACGCUACCAGAGCCUCAGACCCAUCGGCUCUGGGGCACAGGGAAUAGUCUGUUCAGCCUAUGACCACAACCUGGAGAGGAACGUAGCCAUCAAAAAGCUGAGCCGGCCCUUUCAGAACCAGACCCAUGCCAAGCGGGCCUACAGAGAGCUGGUGCUGAUGAAAUGUGUCAACCACAAGAACAUAAUCGGUCUAUUAAAUGUUUUCACACCACAGAAGACGCUGGAGGAGUUCCAAGAUGUGUACCUGGUGAUGGAGCUGAUGGACGCUAACCUCUGUCAGGUGAUCCAGAUGGAGCUGGACCAUGAGAGGCUGUCCUACCUGCUGUACCAGAUGCUCUGUGGGAUCAAGCACCUGCACGCAGCCGGCAUCAUUCACAGGGACUUGAAGCCCAGUAACAUCGUGGUCAAAUCCGACUGCACGCUGAAGAUCCUGGACUUUGGUUUGGCCCGGACAGCAGCCACGGGUCUGCUCAUGACCCCUUAUGUGGUGACCCGCUACUACCGUGCCCCGGAGGUCAUCCUGGGCAUGGGUUACCAGGCCAACGUUGAUGUCUGGUCUGUGGGCUGCAUCAUGGCUGAAAUGGUCCGGGGUAGUGUGCUGUUUCCAGGCACUGACCACAUCGACCAGUGGAACAAGGUGAUCGAGCAGCUGGGCACGCCCUCUCAGGAGUUCCUCAUGAAGCUGAACCAGUCGGUGCGCACUUACGUGGAGAACCGACCACGCUAUGCCGGCUACAGCUUUGAAAAGCUCUUCCCCGACGUUCUGUUUCCUGCAGACUCCGAACACAACAAGCUUAAAGCGAGCCAAGCCAGAGACCUCCUAUCCAAAAUGCUGGUAAUAGAUGCUUCUAAAAGGAUCUCAGUGGAUGAAGCUCUACAGCACCCCUACAUCAACGUGUGGUACGACCCCAGUGAAGUAGAAGCUCCUCCUCCAGUGAUCACAGACAAGCAGUUGGAUGAGAGAGAGCACACAGUUGAGGAGUGGAAAGAGUUGAUAUAUAAAGAAGUUUUGGACUGGGAAGAAAGGACAAAGAAUGGUGUCAUCAGGGGACAACCUCCUUCCAUAGCACAAGUGCAGCAGUGAGCGGCAGCCGUCCGCAGCCACCAGCAUCUCCUUGUACAUGAUCCUAUUCUUCCUCCCUGACCUGUGACCCCUCCCUCAUGGGCGGGACCCUAAUAAAGGGUUAGCUGAGUCUCUGCCCCCUGCUGCUGCUGCUGCUGCUGCUGCUACUACUACUACAGCCAGAGGCCCCUGGGCUGCUGCACACGACUAUCAUGGACUUGUCUCCUGGUCCUCCGGCAGGACCUUGCUCCCCAGUUGAAGACUUUUACGCCUUUUAAGCCCCACCCCCUUCUCACCCAACUUCUCCUCUGUGCUUGUCUUCAGUAGAAUAGCGUUAGACAUAUAGCUGUUUAAGAAAUCUUUUUCUAAUGUCAGACUUUUCCAUUUUUGUUUUGAAAUUUAAAUUUUAGUCUUUUUUUUUUUGUCUAAACUUAUUUUCUUUGAACUGUAAUUUAUUAUGACAUUGUUAUUUGGAAACACAUUAUAAUUACUACACACUACUAGGCAUCAAGAUUGGAAAGUUGCUAAUUUAAGACUAUUACUCCCAAUAUAUGAAACCUUAAGAAUACUUUUAAUUCUAUAAUAAGCUGUGUAAUUUAUAUGUAAAACAAUUAAUGCUUUAUAAUGUUUAGUUAUUAUAAGUGUUUCUUUAAUACUUUUGGAACCUAAGAUGAGAUCUUUUAUGAUUUUUACCAUGUUUCAGUUUCUAUUAACUGAAGAGAAUCUAAGGAAAUAAUUGUAAACAAAAUUAUGUGAAUUAUGGGUUGUUUUUUUGUUACUACUUUUACAACUUGCCAUACAACUGUAGAUGAGGUUUGUACAGAUUUUAUGGUAGAGGUAGAUUUAUCAUUGAGUGUGGCCAUUGAAACUGAACUGACAGUAUGAUGGAUCGUGCUCUAUUGGUGAUCGCACACACAGGUUGGUGAUUCAUGCAUACUGUGUCACUUUUGGACAGUUUUUGUUGUUUUUUUUGUUUUAGCAAAAUGAAUGUCAGGAAAAUGAGACAAAUGCUGACCUAUGGCCUCAGAUUGAACUUCGUAUUUUUUUUUUUUACAUAUCACUAAUGUGUUUUAUGGAUUUGAUGGUCUUUCUCUAAACAUGGAGCAUUCUUUUGAAAUUACUGCUACAAUUUAACACAUGAAUUUAACAUCAAUUUCUUACUACUUACCAUUAUUGCUACACACUGUACUCAUAGGGUUGUGAAAAGUAUCAAAAAUCAGAUGCUUAUUGAUACUAUACUAAUACUAGUAUCAAAACUAGAUAAGAGUUAGAUCCUGAAUAGCUUUAGAAUGAUUUUGAGAUGUAUCGAACAAGUAUAAGACCACAUGGAAUAGUAUACACCCAUGAACCACUGUGGAAUAUACCUGCACAACUGAGAGAGAUUAUGCAAAGACCACAUGGUAAUACACAAGACUAAAACUAUGAUUUAAUGUUGAAAAUCACAUUCUAUUGUCUAAAGAAAUCGGUAUGAAGUCUAUUCCUUAGUAUCAAAAUUGACUUUAUAUGCAUAAUCCUUUAUUUCCACUUGAUUUAUUUUAUGAAUCUAUACUUAAAAUUUAGGUUAAUGUAGAUUUUUUUUAGAUUUUAAGCAAGGAUAUGACUUUCACAACAUGGUAAAAUUCAAUCAGAGACCAAGUAACCAUCUUCCUGUCAGCCAUUUUUACUGAAACAUGUCCAAAACUUGAUGAACACCAUACUACUAUAUAUAUAUACACCACAUACUUUUAUUGUCAAGCCACUUUUCACAUUGUUAAAAUUCUAUCAAAUGGAUCUUCUGGAUGCAUAUUUGGUGAAGGAAUAGAUAUUUACACAGAGGGAUAACAUAGUUUGCCGAUGAUCGUCUUGUGGAGUCAAAGUGCUAUAAAGUAAAUAUAUUUGUGUGACGGGCAAAGUGACGUUUUGGAGAAAGACUGAAAUGACUGAAAAGAUGCCAGUGGAGUGAAUAAUAGCGUUUACUCUCCUGGUUUUGACAGCAAGCCAAUGUAAAAGAAAGCGGAAUCAAGAAUGUGUUAUUUUGAAAAGUUUUUUUAGUCAGAUUUAAUGGGUUUUGUGAGGUUGUAAAACGUGGUGGCUUUUGAGUAGAAUGUGCUUAAAGUAGGUGAUUUUGAGAAGUAUUACUGAAGAGGUUAUGGCAAUUCGGCAGCAAAUCAUUGGCUGCUUCAGAUCCGAUAUUAGUAAUUUCCAAAUUUUUAACCAGUUUUGCUUGCAAUUUAAUCUUGUUGUGAAUUUGCAACACAAUUAUUUGGAACUAUUUUAUCUUGUAUGCAAUAAUAGUGUCCUGUUGAUUUUAACUCGGAAUGGUAAAGUGCCUGUUUUAAAUUCAUUCCUAAUUUGGUUGGAGUUCUCAUUUCGGGUUGUGUCAAAAAACUUAUUGUAUAUUUUUCUACUUCUGAUUUGUCCCCAUGAUAUAAGAAGAUUGUAUUUAAGGGUAUUAUUGAAAGGGAUAGGAGAAUGGCAUUUGUUAAAGGUCCCAUAUUACACAAAAUUGACCCUUGAGCUUUUAGCCAUGUUGGAAUGUUGUUACCUUCUCAAAAACAGACCUGGAGUUGUGUUUUGCUCCAGUCACACAUGUUUGAGUAAACCUGUACUAUUAGUCUGUUUACAUCUCCAGAGAGAGAGAUCCAAAUGAUUCUCGUGAAGGUGUAUGGAGUUUAAAAACACCAUGGAGCACUUUCUGUAUUGCCACUUGAUGACAUCACAAGGUGGAAAAGCUGAACACAGCCUAAAUAUGCAGGAUUUAUGUAUUAUGCAUCUGUGAAUGAAAUAAAACACAACCCAACCAAGAAAUGGUGUAAUAUGGGCCCUUUAAGUUGUUUUAAUAGCAAAGGCAGUUCAUCAAAGUGUAAAGUAUGAGUUGAGUUAUAGCGUUUAUUUGACUGAUAUUUGUGACUGAGAGGCAUGAACUUAUUGUCAAAAUGGUGAAGCAAGUCAGUAUUGUGGGAUUUGGCUGGUUGAGGUAUUGACAAAAAUACUAACACAAUAUUUAUAAUCAUUGAGGCGUCCGUCAAGCCAAGGAUAAUAUAUAAGACGUGCUUAAAGGUAGUGAUUGCUGUAGUGUUUAGUUGUACUGAAAGAAUUGAUCAUUCUUGCCAAAUAUGUAAAUUUACAAAGAUUAUUGUCACUUAAAGGGGAUUUAAUUAUAAUUAUUAGGUUGCACCAUUUUUUUUAUUAUUUUAUUUAGAUUUUUUAAAAUUGUAUUUCUCCAAGUAUUUUUUUUUUUCAUAUUACUUUAUUGAAUCAUGAAAUUGUUGAAUAUUUGAUAUAACUGGUAGAAAGUGGCAGAUAUACCCAUAGCCAUAUGUGACGCAAUAUUAUAUCUUAUGUUUAACAGGGUGUAUAAUUUACUUGAUACUGAAUAUAACAUUUAUCUUGGGUAUUUAAUUUAAAAAAUGUUUGUACAAUUCUUUACACUAAAGCACAAAUCUUUAAUUAGGCCUAUGCAUGAAUCUAGUUAUUUUUCCAUAUAAUGUCAUCAGACUGUUUUAUUUUCAAUUUUAUUACCAUUAGCAACCAGUUUUGGUUAUGUCAAGUAUAUAAAGGUAUACAACACUAUAAAUGGCUUGUAAAGGCUACUAGUCUUUACUGUUAGCAUAGGUGGCUAAAAUGAUAGUCACUUGUAAAUGAUAGUCAGUUGUAAAUAUCAUUAAUUGAUUUGUACAAUUUUUUUUUUUUUUUUUUUUUUUACGGUGCAACCUUUGUUAUUUUAUACAUUUCAGUUUUAUUAUACAUUUUGUGACAUUUUUGUUUUUAUUGGAAAUUUCCAUAACAGCAAAUAGUUACUACUAUGACAUCUGCUUGAUUCCUCAGUUUAAAAACUGGUUUUAGGAUGGUAAAAUGAUGCACUAUGUAAUUUUUUUCUUGUGUGGGUUCACUACCAGCUUCUCUCCAUGGAGACAUUAAACUUGGCUCCCUCCAUGAAGACAAGAGGGUAACACAGACCAAAUUACUCUAUGGUUUUCAAGGUUUUGUUCAGCAAUGGCAACAUCUGUAAAUGAAUAAAUAUAAGACUCGUAAGUUUAACGCUGUACUAUUGUACGUUCCAGGUGAAGACAAGCAAACCUUUCACUAGAAAAGUUACACGGUGGGCCUUUAAAGACAGGACAAAUCUAAACAAGUUCGGCGGUAUAAUACUGUUAUUAGUCGAUCGCAUAAUCCACAUUGUCAUCUGAAGUGCUCUUAAGUUGUUCCCAUUGUAAUUGGAGUUGGCUGUAUCCCAUUUGUUUUGUAUUGAUCGCAUCUCCAAACCACGUGACAGGGAGUUGAGUCGACUUUGAUGAACUACCUCGCGCUUCUGAAAACGUUCUCCGCCUGCAGAAUUAGCUCUCGGAAAAAAUAAAAAAACAAGAUGUGUGAAUAACAGAUUCCAUUAUUUAUUUAUUUGAAAGUGUACUAUUUGUUUCAACAGACUUCUAGUUUUGUACGUUAUGUAUGCUUCAGUAAGAGAGAAUUGUUCUAUGUAUUUUUUGUUGGUUUUUACUUUUGACUUUUUAACUAAAUGUGCAAUACCUUCAGCAAACUGUGCUAGUUGUGUCAUGGGCCUAGCCUGUUAGGUGUAUCCUGAAGGUAAAAUGUUUGGUACUGUCAAUCCAUGUUUUCCUUUUUUAAAGAAUAAGAUCUGAUUUUAUUUCUAAGACUUGUUAAUAAUAAUCAAUAUGUAUUCAGUCUUACCAGUUAUAGCAAUCCACUGGCUCCACUCAAAUGGGUUGGCCAUUAGAUUGACUCGUUGGCGCCAAAAUGUAUCGGCCAGAGGGACACUUGGUUGUGACUGGCUAAAAAGCAGGCAGACUCCGCCCUCUUUAAGCGUUAGCAUGUUGAAGGGGCUGUACCUGAUUUUUUUUCCUGGACUAAUGGUGCAUUUUGUUUUGGCUUAGCAAGUAGCGUAAAAGCGGUUUCUAAGUGCUCUGUUAGCAUGCUAGCUGCUGUUAGCUUGAAAAUUGUGAAAAGCGCUUUAAACUUAUUAUGGUGAAUAAUUAGGAAUAACUUAGGACCGCUGCAAAGCAUUUCAAAUAAUCUAGCUAAGUUUUUAAGACUAAAAAUCAGGCAUAGCAGUUAGAAGAAGUUUGUAAUAUUGUAAAAGAUAUAAAUCAACAACUUACUGAUUUCCUAUUAAAUCUGUUAGAUCGUCCCUUUCUUUUUCAAAACAGCCAAUCACAGCCAAUCCACCAGACCUAUACAUAUACUCCAGCGCCGACCUAUGACUUGGUAAGCUAUAAUAAUGUUAAUAAAUAAGAAAAGAUGCGUAAAUACAUGAAAUCACUAUAUGUACGGUGCUGGUUUGUAAUGUUUGCUAGUGAAUCCAGCCAUGCAAGUUAGUUUUAAGAAUUCCUGGAUCGGUGUGUUGUCAAAAACUACGACCGACAAACAAGUGCACUACUAGAAUACAUGCACUGGGAUCUGAAGAUGCCACCUCUUGGAAAAAAAUAAGUACAUGUUAAACUGCAAAUAAAUGGAAUACACUUGU
Periophthalmus magnuspinnatus is the source of this 6958-nucleotide messenger RNA. It is a transcript of the gene mapk8b, whose product is annotated as mitogen-activated protein kinase 8b. Gene Ontology annotation, biological process: protein phosphorylation; JNK cascade. Lineage: Eukaryota; Metazoa; Chordata; Actinopteri; Gobiiformes; Gobiidae. Gene Ontology annotation, molecular function: JUN kinase activity; ATP binding. Gene Ontology annotation, cellular component: nucleus; cytoplasm. The coding region runs from base 364 to 1518 and encodes 384 amino acids. The transcript has 12 exons. The record is from RefSeq and is a predicted model, not a curated record.